UUUGUUAGCUAUUUCUCCGCCUACCGGAACACUCGCAUAAACAACCGGAUUGAAGUGGAGGCUGCAAAAGGUGCACAGAAGACAACUAAAGUCUUCUCAUUUUCCUCCCGAUAUGAACAAAAUGGUCGGCGCUUUACGGAGGACGUUCGGCGUGGUACGCGAACACGUCGGAACGGACUACAUGGGGAAUAAAUAUUACAUUGUCCCCGAACAGAAGACGUGGACAGGGAGGCUGGUCCGUGCCAAGAGGACGGUGGAGGCCCCGAAUCCCACAGAGUCCGAGUACGCGGAAGGCAACAUCCCCGUCGAGUGGGACGCUUGGAUUCGAGGCAGACGGAAGGAGCCUCCCUCCGCUGAGGAGCUGGCAAAGAACGAGGCCUACAGGGAGCAGAUCAAGCUGAAGGCCAGGGAGGUGGACGAGAAGGACUUGGCGCUGAAAGCCAAGGAAUGCGAGGAAGGCCUGGUGGCGACGCCGUCCAGGACCGUGGCCGCCGGCCACGCGGCCGCCACCGGCUUUGGCAAGCGGGAGUUUAGCGAGGAGCCCACCAGCACCGCCAACACCUUCCAGCCGGGCUCCUGGCGGCCCAAUCCCAAAUAGGAAGCCGAGAGACGGCGGCGUGGACUUGGACCGCUUGGCCGGAUAAUGCAGUUCGAUAGAACCGAUCUGUUUGAUUAUGCUGCUCGUGAAGUGGCAGGUUAGUGUAUUUAAUGGCAAUUAAAAAAAAAAAAAAAAGCAAAAUUAGUUUGAUCCUGUUUGAAAAACAGUUAUAUAUAUAUAUAUAUAUGUAGACGGUGGAGCAGCUUGUAAAGCGUUGGCCUCACAGUUCUGAGGACCCGGGUUCGAUCCCGACCCCGCCUGUGUGGAGUUUGCAUGUUCUCCCCAUGCCCGCGUGAGUUUCCUCCCACAUCCCCAAAACAUGCAACGUUAAUUGGACACUCUAAAUUUGCACAUAGGUGUGAUUGUGAGUUUUUCUGUUUGUAUCCAUGUGGCCCGCGAUUGGCUGGCGACCAGUUCAGGGUGUGCCCCGCCUCCUGCCCGUUGACAGCUGGGAUAGGCUCCAGCACUCCCCAUGACCCUCAUGAGGAUAAGCGGCAAAGAAAAUGGAUGGAUGUACUGCAUAUAUUGGCUAGUAAGGCCUCCCUCGUCUCCAGUAACAUAAUGGUACAUAGAGACAAACAGCCACACUCACAAUCAAUUUAUGAUUAAUGUUGCACGUUUUUGGGACGUGGGAGGAAACCGGAGUGCCCGGAGGAAACCCGCGCAGGCACGGGGAGAACACGCAAACUCCACACAGGCGGGUCCAGGAUUGAAC
Molecule: messenger RNA, 1313 nt
Organism: Syngnathoides biaculeatus (alligator pipefish)
Lineage: Eukaryota; Metazoa; Chordata; Actinopteri; Syngnathiformes; Syngnathidae
Gene: ndufaf2
Product: NADH:ubiquinone oxidoreductase complex assembly factor 2
Exons: 4
Coding region: 113-598 (161 amino acids)
Biological process (GO): mitochondrial respiratory chain complex I assembly
Cellular component (GO): membrane
Source: RefSeq, a predicted model, not a curated record